CCAUCACGCCUGCUUCGAUUUGCGCCGGAAUGCUUGACGCGCCUCAGAACACACGCGCACUUCCAAUAUGGCAACCCCGAAACAAGUGCAGAAUCUUCUGCUGACCGAACACUUCAAAUUCACGCCCCUCACCCUCGUAGACGACAUCAUCAAUGCCGUCAAUGAGCGCGCCUACCACGCGACUGAUGCGAUCGAGGCCUCCCUGCUAGCAGCAGAUCCGACGCAGCUUGGCUUCGAGUCGCGCGCGAAGGAAGAGGGCCGUGUUCCAGAGACAGAUGGAGAGGGCAAGCAGGUGUUUCCAGAGGCGAAGCUAGAGAUUGACGAGGGCAUACACCAGCUAGAGACACUGCUGGAAAACACAAUUGACAAGAAUUUCGACAAGUUUGAGAUCUAUACGCUUAGGAAUGUUUUGACCGUCCCGGAGGAUGUGGUGCCGUGGGUUAGGUUGGGGCAUUAUGAGAACCUCACCAUACCCGCCCCAAACGCCACAACACCCACCCCCGAAUCCCUCCAACACCUCCGCCGCAAACUCUCAGAAACACAAAAACUCCACGCCGCCCUCCUCGCGGAGAAAACCCGCAACGAAGCCACCCUCGCCCGCCUCCGCAGCUUCCUCUCGCCCCCGCCUCCACCGCCCAAGACCGAGCACUCCUCUCCCAGCCAGAACGAGAAAACAGCCGCAACCAGCAACGGCGACGGUGCCUUCGCCUUCCUAACACACACACCUGCCGCGCAGAACCUGGGCAUCCAACCCCUCCCCCAAGCCUCUGUUUCCCGAGCUACAUCGGGCCCUGAAUCAGCCGCUGGCCCGCUAACGACACAUACCACCUUCACCCUCGCGCAGCUGCCUGCACUAAGGGCGCAGCUGGAGGGGCUGAAACCCUAUCUCGCGACCGCGUCACUGCCGUCGGGUCGGGAGACGACUGAAGCGGCGGAGGCGGCGAGAGAGCGGAAGGAGUACGUGGAGAGCCAGACGCGGAGAGUGCUGGAGCGGAGAGGCGUAGAUGUGAAGAAUGGGGGUGCGGUUGAGGGGAGGCGGGUUGCUGGGGAGGAAGUGCGGGCAUUGGAGGGCUUGGUGAAGGGAAUGAGUAGAAAUGGGGGCGAGAAGGCGGCUGAGGGCGAGGAGGAAGGGGAAGAGAUGGAUACUGGAGAUUAGGCAGUUCUUUUUGAGCCUCUGUUCGGGCUUGGAGUUUGGGGUUUUUGGGAUUCUGGGGUUGCGGGAUGGUGGCUGUGUCAUCUGGGUUUGGGGUGUCAAACAGCGUUCGAGGAUCAGUCGAGGUUAAACUGGGGCGUCUGGUAUCCUUAGGUACGGUUUGGAUGUCCUUGACGGACAGGAUAUGGCUCCGGUCGAGGUCUACAGCACUGGACUCUAAUAUUAGAUUGAAGCAUUCCGGACAAUAGCUUCGAGCGCGGCCUCGCCACUAUCGCCACGUGCUGAAGUGAGAUGGCUGAUUUGUAUUAACGGGCUAGGGUUCAAACGAGUAAGGAGUUCGAGGCCUCGGAGUGUUGAAGUGUUUGCUUUCCUGUGACCUUUUUUUUUUUGGCGAGG
Messenger RNA from Mytilinidion resinicola, 1549 nucleotides. RefSeq names its product Mis12-domain-containing protein. The coding region runs from base 68 to 1156 and encodes 362 amino acids. The transcript is spliced from 3 exons. Gene Ontology annotation, biological process: protein localization to kinetochore; kinetochore assembly; mitotic sister chromatid segregation. Gene Ontology annotation, cellular component: chromosome, centromeric region; nucleus. Lineage: Eukaryota; Fungi; Ascomycota; Dothideomycetes; Mytilinidiales; Mytilinidiaceae. The record is from RefSeq and is a predicted model, not a curated record.